Molecule: messenger RNA, 1007 nt
Organism: Physeter macrocephalus (sperm whale)
Lineage: Eukaryota; Metazoa; Chordata; Mammalia; Artiodactyla; Physeteridae
Gene: DAGLA
Product: diacylglycerol lipase alpha
Exons: 8
Coding region: 30-1007 (325 amino acids)
Biological process (GO): retrograde trans-synaptic signaling by endocannabinoid; diacylglycerol catabolic process; arachidonate metabolic process
Cellular component (GO): dendrite membrane; cytoplasm; postsynaptic membrane
Molecular function (GO): lipoprotein lipase activity
Source: RefSeq, a predicted model, not a curated record
CCCGCUGAGCCUCUGCAGAGCUGCCAGCCAUGCCCGGGAUCGUGGUGUUCCGGCGGCGCUGGUCUGUGGGCAGUGAUGACCUCGUCCUGCCAGCCGUCUUCCUCUUCCUCCUGCACACCACCUGGUUUGUGAUCCUGUCCGUGGUGCUGUUCGGCCUGGUCUACAACCCGAACGAGGCCUGCUCCCUGAACCUGGUGGACCACGGCCGCGGUUACCUGGGCAUUUUGCUGAGCUGCAUGAUCGCUGAGAUGGCCAUCAUCUGGCUGAGCAUGCGCGGCGGCAUCCUCUACACGGAGCCCCGCGAAUCCAUGCAGUACGUGCUCUACGUGCGCCUGGCCAUCCUGGUGAUCGAGUUCAUCUAUGCCAUCGUGGGCAUCGUCUGGCUCACUCAGUACUACACCUCCUGCAAUGACCUCACUGCCAAAAACGUCACUCUCGGGAUGGUUGUCUGCAACUGGGUGGUCAUCCUGAGCGUCUGUAUCACCGUCCUCUGCGUCUUCGACCCCACGGGCCGCACCUUCGUCAAGCUGAGGGCCACCAAGAGGAGGCAGCGCAACCUGCGGACCUACAACCUGCGGCACCGCUUAGAAGAGGGUCAGGCCACCAGCUGGUCGCGCCGGCUCAAAGUGUUUCUCUGCUGUACUCGGACGAAGGACUCCCAGUCGGACGCCUACUCGGAAAUCGCCUACCUCUUUGCCGAGUUUUUCCGAGACCUGGACAUCGUGCCCUCCGACAUCAUCGCUGGCCUGGUGUUGCUCCGGCAGCGGCAGCGGGCCAAGCGCAACGCCGUGCUGGACGAGGCCAACAAUGACAUCCUGGCCUUCCUGUCUGGGAUGCCGGUGACCAGAAACACCAAGUACCUCGACCUCAAGAACUCGCAAGAGAUGCUCCGCUACAAAGAGGUCUGCUACUACAUGCUCUUUGCGCUGGCUGCCUACGGGUGGCCCAUGUACCUGAUGCGGAAGCCGGCCUGUGGCCUCUGCCAGCUGGCCCGGUCCUGCUCGUGA